GUUUCUAGCGCCAUCUAUCAAAUUAGAAUUGGCGCAUGCGCUCUUCUGGUAAAAUUCUUUCGUUCGGUUUUCUCGUUAAAAAUGGUUGCGACCAAGGUCCAAAAAGCUAAGGCCCCUGUGGGCAAAAAACAUGCCCUUCGUGGCAAAGGCCAGAAAAAGAAGGUUUGCUUGAAGUUCUCAAUCGACUGUACACAUCCGGUCGAGGACAAUAUUAUGGAUGUUGCUAGCUUUGAGAAAUAUUUACAAGAGAGGAUCAAAGUUAACGGGAAAACCGGCAACUUUGGAAAUAAUGUUUCUAUUGAGAGAAACAAGAUGAAAAUCACCGUGUCAAGUGAUAUUGAUUUUUCUAAACGUUAUCUCAAGUACCUUACAAAAAGAUAUUUGAAAAAGAAUAAGCUUCGUGAUUGGUUAAGAGUUGUCUGCAAAGAUCGGGAGACAUACGAAUUGAGGUACUUCCAAAUCAAUAGCCAGGAGGAUGAAGAUGAUGAAGAUGCAGAAUAAAUUAAAAAAAUGUAAAUUUAUGAUUUUCAAUAAAAUUACAUUUUUCUUUA
Messenger RNA from Leptopilina boulardi, 551 nucleotides. RefSeq names its product 60S ribosomal protein L22-like. Lineage: Eukaryota; Metazoa; Arthropoda; Insecta; Hymenoptera; Figitidae. Gene Ontology annotation, cellular component: ribosome. Gene Ontology annotation, molecular function: structural constituent of ribosome; RNA binding. Gene Ontology annotation, biological process: cytoplasmic translation. The record is from RefSeq and is a predicted model, not a curated record. Bases 82 to 501 code for a protein of 139 amino acids. The transcript is spliced from 4 exons.